Molecule: messenger RNA, 1185 nt
Organism: Schistocerca americana (American grasshopper)
Lineage: Eukaryota; Metazoa; Arthropoda; Insecta; Orthoptera; Acrididae
Product: zinc finger protein 99-like
Exons: 4
Coding region: 1-1185 (394 amino acids)
Biological process (GO): regulation of transcription by RNA polymerase II
Cellular component (GO): PcG protein complex; transcription regulator complex
Molecular function (GO): DNA-binding transcription factor activity, RNA polymerase II-specific; RNA polymerase II cis-regulatory region sequence-specific DNA binding
Source: RefSeq, a predicted model, not a curated record
AUGGGGGAACGUCCAUACAAGUGCGCCACCUGUAACAAGGCAUUUUCUCUAGCCUCAAUUCUCAAUAACCAUGAGCGAGUUCACACAGGGGAACGUCCACACAAGUGCGCUACCUGUAACAAGGCAUUCUCUCUAGCUUUAUAUCUCCGUAGCCAUGAGCGGAUUCACACAGGGGAACGUCCAUACAUGUGCACCACCUGUAACAAGGCAUUCUCUCAAACCUCAGUUCUCCUUAGGCAUGAGCAAAUUCACACAGGGGAACAUUCAUACAAGUGCACCACCUGUAGCAAGGCAUUCUCUCAAGCCUCAUAUCUCCAUAGCCAUGAGCGAAUUCACACAGGGGAACGGCCAUACAAGUGCAUCACCUGUAACAAGGGAUUCUCUCAAGCCUCAGUUCUCCAUAGCCAUGAGCGAGUUCACACAGGGGAACGUCCAUACAAGUGCGUCAGCUGUAACGAGGCAUUCUCCCAAGCCUCAGUUCUCCAUAGCCAUGAGCGAAUUCACACAGGGGAACGUCCAUACAAGUGCACCACCUGUAACAAGGCAUUCUCCAGUGCAGCAUAUCGGAAUCGACAUCUUUCAUACUGCUGGAGACGAUGCAUGCCUUCCAAAGGUACCACUGCAAUCGAACUUAUAGAAGAAGACCUAGGCAAGAACAAUAACAAUGCUAGUACCACUGACUUGAGGCAUGAUACAACAAAGAACUCUGUUUCUAAAAUAGGGAAUAAUAUGAAUCAGGUUUUGUACACUGGGUCGAACACUUCCAGUGAGACUCUGCUUGGAUAUUCGCCCAACCAAGUGAUGUAUGGAAAGGAUGAUUCUCAAGACUGGCUAAAAGGAUGGCCACAAAUUAAAGGAGACAAUCUCACUAAGAAGGACAUCUCGAAGGAAGUUUACUUAAAUCUACAACAUGAAGCUCAAUUACGAAAGGCAGAAGUCGAUAAAAAAGUGAAGAAGUUGCAUUUUGCAGAUAUUUCUGCUAGGCAGAAAAGUCAAUAUAAUGUUUCCUACAGUCUCAGAGGCCUGUACGUGCAUGAAAUCCUGGCUGUUCUUGAGGAAGAGGAGGGAGAAGAUGCAGUGGAUAUAUUUAUUGAGCCUCCUGAAGCUAAUGAAAAGUCGGAUGAAGAUUCUGAUGAAGAAGAUGGGAGCGGAAAGAUAGAUAAACUUGGACCAAGGCAACUUUAA